GACAUAUAUGUGACCGUGCACGCAAAAACCAACCUUACGCCGCAUUUUUGUGAAGUAGCUUUUUUGUAUCGUUGUAAAGCUUGAAAUGUGCUUGAUACAGCACUUAUUUUUGUAUAUUUUUUGGGAAAACCCUUUAAAAGUUACGAUUUUUCAAAUGCGAGCCACGCGGGGUUAUACAAAACGCGAAAUAGUGGAAUGAGUAUUCUUGUCCGCGCACGAAUAUGACGGUCACGUUAUGGGAUUUUUCCCUGGGAAAUUUUAGCCAACCAGAGAGAUGCGGUGUGAGCAUUAAGUUUGACAGCAGACGAACGAUUCUAUUGGCCCUACCGGGCUGAGUUGACUUCAGGCCGAACUUGUCGUGGCAGAUCUUGGCGUAAGUGAAGUAUCAUGAACGCAAAAAGGCCGUGUAGCCACACAGCGUGCGGUAUUUCGACGGCUACCUGACGUCUCUCGGAAAAUCGAUGACCGGAGGCACUCUGCUCCCAGCAGUUUUGGUCUAUUCAGUUUGGACGUCAGUACAGCACGUACGUAGAGAAGAGAAUGUGCGUCUUUGGUCCUAGACGCCGCCUGUGGCAUCCAUCACCAGAUUUAGGACCGACAACCUGGGAAGAUUGACAUAAGGUUUGUGUAAUGUCCGCAUUUGUACACAUGUAGCUGUGUGUUUAGUCCUCCUUGCAUGUCCUUCGGGAGUGUCCAGGUCCACCACACUUUCCACACUGCCUUUUAUUUGGUGGUGGUGGUGGUGGUGGUUGUAGUGGUGAAUCCUGCUCACUGGUGUCUUCUACCCUCUCUUCCUCUAUCCCACGUGAUGGCAUUGGGCAGACAAGAUCCUCUGUCCCUUCCCUACAGUACUCCCGUAUCUGUCUGUGCAGAUACCACUGCCUAGCGAGGGAGAGUCCAGCGGGUCUGACCACAUGUGGCAGUUCGUUAGAGUCGCUGUACUCCUGCAUUACCACCACACCAGGCUGCUUAGCAGUGAAACUGAAGUGAUGGUAGCUCUUCAGUUGCGGCACACUCCGGAAAUGACCUCCGAGGAAAGUGGCCCAGUCAUAGACAGUAACAACUGGCUCUCCUGUCUGUGUUCCUACUAGCUGAGGAACGUUUACGUCAGCCGAUGUGUUGACUACCUCAGCAAUAUCCCCGAGAGAACUAACGAAGGUUCGUCGGUACCUGUUUGAACAAUCCGAAACACCAAUCGGGGGGAAAACUUGGUGUGCCCAACGAGCAUGAAGGAGAGUCUCACAUCUCGAUGCCAGGUACUGUGAGUUGUAUCCAACACAGUUGUCAGCAUGGAGACCUACAUCAACCUCCCCAAGACCAUGAUACUGGAAGAAGUGAUGCAGGAGGGAGACCACUGUGUUAGCUCCUUUGCCCACGUCAGAUGCCUCAUCAAUGAGGUUGAAGGAGCGAACGAUGGCAGUGCUGUUCUUCUGACAAGUGGCACAGAGGUCAGACAUCGGUUUGCACACUACAACGUUGGCAAGGAAGUUCCUCCAAACUUUGCAGAAGGUGGUGUAUGCGACUGGACCGAGGAGGGACUGAGAGACUGCUGUGCUCUGGUAGAGGGACCACACUGA
Geodia barretti is the source of this 1577-nucleotide messenger RNA. Lineage: Eukaryota; Metazoa; Porifera; Demospongiae; Tetractinellida; Geodiidae. The record is from the annotation of a GenBank genome assembly.